Molecule: messenger RNA, 1720 nt
Organism: Varroa destructor (honeybee mite)
Lineage: Eukaryota; Metazoa; Arthropoda; Arachnida; Mesostigmata; Varroidae
Product: DEP domain-containing protein 1A-like
Biological process (GO): intracellular signal transduction
Source: RefSeq, a predicted model, not a curated record
AUGACAGCGGUAAGAGUGUUAUUAAGCCUGAUGUGUUUGCGUUAAGACACCGCUAUUAUCAGCUUUAUUGGAUCAAUCGACAAUUAUUGCAUUAUUCCUGACUUCGAACAAAAACUAUAUAUAUUUUACGCAAUGGAGUGUGAAGGCGGCUAUGAGAAGGAACAGUUCCGCGCUACGCGAACUUGGAACACAAUUGUGACGGCUGUACAAGAGGAGCUGCCAGUUGGGCGCCACCGAAAAGGACUAAAGCACAUUGAAAACUGCUUCUCAGGAAAUGAGGCCGUAUCUUGGACGUUGCACUACCUUAAAGAAAACUGGGAUAUUCUCUUCGGGGCAGUGGACGACGAGAAGAAGUGCAAAAAACCUACGGACAGGACAGAGAUCACUAGGCAGAAAGUUGCCCUUUUAUUGCAAAAGUUUGUGGAACAAAAGAUCAUUGAGGAUGUCCACGGACGAGGACAGCAGUUCAAGGAUUCAUCUCACCAACUAUAUACGUUCAAAAAACACAACGCCUCUAUUGAGGAUGACAGUUAUAUUCGAGAAAGCCGAAGCGGAAACUUAAGUUAUGUGCCUCCAAGGACAACUAGAUCCGCGACCAGUCUGGUUAAAAUGGCCCUAGUCAGUGUUUCAAUACAGAAGAUCAAACCUACUGGAAAGACGACGUGAUCCUUUUGUGAAACGUCUGAAUUAGUUGGACAAAUAUUUAGUACGACAGAGGUUGCACACUGUAAAAUCUGAUCCAAAUAAAUAUUUUGACAUUUGCGGUCCUAGAUCGCCGACUCCCAGCAUGAAACGAAGCUCAUCUUCAUAGCUGGUUUCCAACAUAGACCGGCAUUUAUGUUUGGUUGGUAAACUUGUUACUACUGCACCAUCAGGACGACAAAAAUCUAGGCCAACAUUAACAAAUAAAGGUGCACUAGGCAAGACCAAGGAAUCUUACAAGAAAGCUUUCUUUAGCAUGAUGCUCAACGAACAAUUAAUUACUCAAGAUGGAAAGAGCUUCCCAGUUGUUGAAAGAACACUCAGGCAGACCUGGAGCUACAAAGCCGCAAGAAGACACUGAUAUUUCUCUAACUCUACGCCUGGUGAAUGUGUCACCAGCCUCAAUGUGGACACCCUGACAUAGGCAACAGCCAUGACACUUAGCGACAGUACCUUAGAAGCUUGCCCUCUAAUAUGUAUAGUAUGAAGUCACUAACACUAGGGGCAUAGAGACGAAUAGAAAAAUAUUGACAACAACGAAAUAAUUAUUCAUGUGUCACUCCUAAGUGGCGUAUUCUUUAUCGAUUUAAUAUAAAAAAAAAAUUAUAAUAAAAUAUUUUGGAACAGGAAUGUGUACUAUAAGUUUGGAUCUUGAAGUCUAAAACGCUUGCCUAGACCCAGUCCGCGCCAGGGUGCGGCAUCUUUAAUCUAGAUCCGCCUAUUCAUUCCCUUGUAAGUUUACAAAAUAGGUAACAAGUAUCAAAUAAGAAUUAUCAAAAACCUCUUGUGACUUAUUUAUUUUCUUUGCGACAAUUACGGGGAGGAAAAAUGUUGCGUGUGUUUACAAGUUAUAUGUAAAAAUGCUACAAUUAAUCAGACUUCGUAUGUAUGUUUGUAUGUAUGAAUACAGAAUGCAAAUAAAAACUAUAUUUUACCCUAAAAAGCGAGUGCUGUUAUUCGGAGUAGAUAUCAGGAGUGUAUAUCAAUAGAACGAGAUUUGGCAGCGACUGCCUGGUUC